UGAAUGCAAAGCUUGCUUGCUACCACUCACUCACCUCCCUGGUCCACUCUAUAAUCCCCCUUCUCAUGGAAUGCCCGGCAGAGUCCUUCACGCACUGCACAGUGUCUGCGUGCAAGAAGUUGCCUGCAGCUCGCCCAGUUAGGUGUGAGGAACCAUGUCUCCAUUUCCCAGGGUCAAGGUAGAAGACGCAGUGGCAGCUGGGAGGGCAACCUCUGAAGGCUUCUGUCCCCUCCCGAGAGACCCCUCAGGGACCACCCUCCUGAAGGAGCCCAUCAAAACGCCUCAACAGCCUGCAGCAUGUUCAGCUCAGAGAUGAUCAUCAGCGGCCCAGCUUCAGACUUGAGGUCCAGAAGGAGGCAGCAGGCAGGGGCCCCAGACCCCUGCCCCCCGGCACAAGGCAGCGCCCCCCGGCACAAGACUCUGAGCAUCAGGGACAAGAUCUCCGAGUGGGAAGGGAAAAGGGAGCUGUCCUCUGCCACCACUGAGGCUCACCCGCCGCUCUUUGUGACAGAGAGAAGGGAAGACGUGAGGACUGCGGUGACCAAGGUGUCAAAUGGAGCCAGGAUGGAAUCAGAGAGCCCAGAGGGUGAGCAGAGUCCAGAGGGAGUGAGAGUGGGGCCUCAGAGACUCAGCCAGACAGGCCAGGACCCGGCCACAAACCCAGGCAGAGGCCUCUGGGAGCCCAGGCUUGGCUCGCAGCGCCCACAGAAAGACAGCCUCUCGGUGCUCACGCAGGUCAAGAGGCUCGAGCAGGCCCUCAAGGAUGGCUCAGCAGGCCUGGACCCACAGCUACCGGGGACCUGCUACUCCCCACACUGCCUGCCCUACAAGGCCGACGAGGUGCCCACACUUCCUGAGCAGGGCCUCGGCGUCUGGAGUAGCUCGGAGCCCCGGGGCCCCUACUCGAACCCUGAAGCCAGGGAGCCCAGCCCGGAGCCCCUGGAAGAAAGAAGAAGCUCCAGCUGGAGACCCAGUGACCACGGCCUUGACAGCUGCCCCCCCAAACCCUUCAUCAACCCCUUGCCCAAGCCCCAGAGAACGUUCAAACACGAUGAAGACGACAGGGGCGAGAAGCCUGGCUCUAGGUGGAGGAAGGAGAAGAGGAACCUGCCUCCCCUGCCCUCCCUACCACCCCCACCCCUGCCCGCCUCUCCUCCACCUUCCUCUGUGAACAGAAGGCUCUGGAACGGAAGGCCGAAAGCCAGUGCUGACCACAGAAAGUCGUAUGAGUUUGAAGACCUGCUGCAGUCUUGCUCUGAGAAUGGCAGGGUGGACUGGUACGCACAGACGAAGCUGGGCCUCACACGCACGCUGUCAGAGGAGAACGUCUACGAGGACAUCCUGGACCCGCCCACCAAGGAGAACCCCUACGAGGACGUGGAGCUGCACGGCCGAUGCCUAGGCAAGAAGUGUGUCUUGAACUUUCCUAAUUCUCCCACCUCAUUCAUCCCUGACACAUCUGCCAAGUCCAAACCUACUUUUUUCCGGCAAAAUUCGGAGAGGAGGAAUUUCAAACUGCUGGACACACGGAAGCUGAGUCGUGAUGGAAGUGGGUCCCCAUCCAAAACCAGCCCCCCCUCCACUCCCAGCAGCCCCGACGACACCUUCUUUAACCUCGGAGACCCUCAGAAUGGCAGGAAGAAGAAAAAGAUCCCCAAGCUGGUGCUGCGCAUCAACGCCAUUUACGAGGCCCGAAGGGGCAAGAAACGAGUGAAGAGGUUGUCCCAGUCGGCAGAGAGCAGCUCUGGAAAGGUGACAGACGAGAACAGCGAGUCUGACAGCGACACGGAGGAGAAGCUGAAAGCUCACAGCCGGCGCCUGGUCAAUGUGAAGUCCCGCCUGAAGCAGGCCCCGAGGUUCCCCCCGCUGGACCGGGAGCUCCUGGAGUACCAGGAGCGGCAGCUCUUUGAGUACUUUGUGGUGGUGUCGCUACACAAGAAGCAGGCCGGGGCCUAUGUGCCAGAGCUCACGCAGCAGUUCCCUCUGAAGCUAGAAAGGUCUUUCAAGUUCAUGAGAGAGGCUGAGGACCAGCUGAAGGCCAUCCCCCAGUUCUGCUUCCCCGACGCCAAGGAGUGGACUCCCGUCCAGCAGUUCACCAGUGAAACCUUCUCAUUUGUGCUAACUGGGGAAGACGGAAGCAGAAGGUUCGGGUACUGCCGAAGACUGCUGCCUGGUGGCAAAGGAAAGCGUCUCCCAGAAGUCUACUGCAUCGUGAGCCGCCUGGGGUGCUUCAGCCUCUUUUCCAAGAUCCUGGAUGAGGUGGAGAAGCGAAGGGGCAUCUCUCCGGCUCUGGUCCAGCCCCUCAUGAGGAGCGUCAUGGAGGCCCCCUUCCCCGCCCUGGGCAAAACCAUCGUGGUCAAGAACUUCCUACCGGGGUCAGGAACGGAGGUGAUCGAGCUGUGCCGCCCCCUGGACUCCCGGCUGGAGCAUGUGGACUUCGAGUCUCUCUUCGCCUCCCUCAGCGUCCGCCACCUGCUGUGUGUCUUCGCCUCCCUGCUGCUGGAAAGGAGGGUCAUCUUCAUUGCAGACAAGCUCAGCACACUGUCCACGUGCUGCCACGCUGCAGUGGCCGCCAUCUACCCGUUCGCCUGGCAGCACACCUACAUCCCCGUGCUGCCGCCCGCCAUGAUUGAUAUCGCCUGCUCGCCCACACCCUUCCUCAUCGGGCUGCUCACCAGCUCCCUGCCACUGCUGCUCCAGCUGCCCCUGGAGGAGGUUCUUGUGGUGGACCUUGUCAAUAACCGCUUCCUCCGCCAGAUGGACGACGAGGACUCCAUUCUGCCACGCAAGCUGCAGGUGGCCCUGGAGCAAGUGCUGGAGCAGAGGAACGAGCUGGCCGCGGAGCAGGAUGAGGGGCAAGCAGGCCUCGAGGCCAGCCCCCUGAACGCAGUGGUGUCCGAGGCCUUUGUGCGCUUCUUCGUGGAGAUGGUGGGCCACUACCCGCUGUUCCUGACGCCCGGCGAGCGGGAGGAGCGCACCCUGCAGCGCGAGGCCUUCCGCAAGGCUGUUUCCUCCAAGAGCCUCCGCCGCUUCCUGGAGGUCUUCAUGGAGACGCAGACCUUCCGGGGCUUCAUCCAGGAGCGGGCGCUGCGCAGGCAGGAUGCCAGAGGUCUGUUUGAGGUCCGAGCCCAAGAGUACCUGGAGACACUGCCUAGUGGGGAGCACAGUGGAGUCAACAGGUUCUUGAAAGGACUAGGCAAUAAGAUGAAGUUCCUCCACAAGAAAUAGCCACAAGCGAAACCUCCUCCUGGUGUGACCGACCUCGGGUACAAACAGCCUGGCAGCCAUGCUGGAGACCUAGGUGUGGGGCAAAUGCCAUCACCGCCAGUCCCUCCCUGCAGCCUGGCUCUUCAGAACAGCACUGGCAAGGGGGCCAGAGCCUGGGCACAUCACCACAGUCACACAGACUGUCUAGGGUGUUGGUUUCAAGGUGUUUUUUUUUUUUUUUUCCUAAUCUUAGGUAUUGAAACAAAUGAAUAAAAAGUAUUUGGGUCUGUCAUUUUAACCGUGCCAGGGCUAAGAAACUCUGCCCCUGCCCUGUGUCACUGUCCUUGUUUGGCCUGCCUGGCAAUAAGCUUGAACCCAGGGCAGAAGGAAUUGGAAGGACAGCACUUAGGGACUCGACCAAGGUGCCUCUCUGGGCACCACUAGGAACACGGUGCUUGGUGGGGCCAGCCCUGUGGCAGCACCUGCUGUCACUCAUGCCCCCCACCACCACAGCUUUCAGGGCAUCCUCCUGGGGAAGGGAUUGGCUCACUUGUGGAGAAGGCACAGGCCUUCUGAAGGGGAUCAUGAUAGUCGGCCUCAGAGUUGUCCCUGCUCCCGGGCCACCCUGCGAUGCUACCUGGUGGCCAAACUGCAGACCUGCCUUGCUCAGAGGCCACUGCGUGGGACCCCCAGCCCACCCCCCAGAGGGGACCUCUCCUUAGAGUCUGUAAUGGGUGUUGGGGGUGGGGCACUUGAUUCCUCUGGACCAGAAACUGGGAGGAGUCACAGGGUUGGAGGGGGAAUAGCUUUUGGGGUCUGUUCUAGGAGGGAAUCCUUGGGGAGUCAGCCGUAGAGUCACUACUGGGACCCUUCCCCACCUGUCUACCCCAAUGCCAGCCCCCCUUGGGUGGCACCAGCAGAAGCACAUAGAGGGAUGGUGCGCUCUGACCUUGGCAGUGGCUUGGGGGCCAGUGUUGCCUAUGGACGUGGAAGGAAAGGCUUGAGGUUCCUUAAGUGGCAGGAGAGAGACUCCACAGGCAAAAGUGGCCUGGGGUGGGGGGCUGUGAGGCUGGGGUGGGGAGCAGGCAGGAGGAGGGCCUCUGAGUGCAGGGGCUCAGGAAUGUGCCCCUCACACACCAGGUGUGUCAGCUAUAUUCACGCUAAUGUUCUGCAUAUUUUUAUACUGCCCCAAGAUGAUCACGUUUAAUAUUUUGGGAUAUACUUUCUUUUCUAACUUAUUUCAUGUUCUAUUUGUUGACUUAACACUCCAGGUGAAUAAAUAUGCAUUUUUACCUA
Erinaceus europaeus (western European hedgehog) is the source of this 4503-nucleotide messenger RNA. RefSeq names its product DENN domain containing 2A (gene DENND2A). The record is from RefSeq and is a predicted model, not a curated record. Gene Ontology annotation, cellular component: actin cytoskeleton. The transcript has 19 exons. The coding region runs from base 298 to 3228 and encodes 976 amino acids. Lineage: Eukaryota; Metazoa; Chordata; Mammalia; Eulipotyphla; Erinaceidae. Gene Ontology annotation, biological process: retrograde transport, endosome to Golgi.